GUUUCUGAGGCGGAGAUGGGGAACCAGUCGAGCAUUCUGCUGACGGACGUGGGGAAACCGCCCGGAAGCCAGACUUGGGCGGGUCGGUGCACCAGACUAGCGGACGGUAGUGAGGGAAGCGGAUUCGAUCCAGACCACCUCCCGGUCCUGCAAAUGACGCUGGUCCAGCCGAGCCCGGAGCUGCAGAUCCACAUCCGCAAGGAGCUGAACGAGGACGUGAACACGCGCGAGGACGCGCUCCAGCACAUCAAGGACUGGCUGGCCAAGCAGCCGCAUCUCCCCGACUUCCAGGAUGACCAGCGCAUCAUGACGUUCCUACGCGGCUGCAAGUUCUCGCUGGAGAAGACGAAGCGCAAGCUGGACAUGUACUUCACGAUGCGAGCCGCGCUGCCCGAGUUCUUCACGGACCGCGACGUUACUCGGCCCGAGCUGAAGGAGAUCCUCGACAACGUAGCUUUCCCGCCGCUGCCUGGCCUGACGCCGAACGGCCGUCGCGUGAUCGUGAUGAACGGCAAGACCAAGGACUACCAGGGCCCGCUGGUGGCGGACGGCAUGAAGCUCAUCUUCAUGGUAGGCGACAUCCGCUUGCUCGAGGAGCAGACAGGCGUCGCCGGCGACGUCUACGUGCUCGACGCGUCCGUCGCCACACCCGCCUACUUCGCCAAGUUCACCCCCUCCAUGGUCAAGAAGUUCCUCGUCUGCGUCCAGGAAGCAUACCCAGUGAAGCUGAAAGAGGUACACGUGAUUAAUGUACAUCCGCUGGUGGACACCAUCAUCAAUUUCGCCAAGCCCUUCCUGAAGGAGAAGAUUAGGAACAGGAUCUUCGUGCACACUUCGCUGGAUACGCUGUACAACUACGUGCCCAAGGAGAUGCUGCCUGCAGAGUACGGCGGAGACGCGGGACCCAUUGACGUCAUCCACCAGGCCUGGGUGAAGAAGAUGGAGUCGUACACUCCGUGGUUCAAGGAGCAGGAGAAGAUGAUCGCCGACGAGUCGAAGCGCCCUGGCAGGCCCAAGACACACGACGACCUCUUCGGCGUCGACGGCUCCUUCCGGAAGCUCACCAUCGACUGAGCAGCCGCCGCCACAACACGGCCGCCACCGAGCUCUCCAUGCGUGGUCGAGCGCGCAAAGGACUUUCUCACCGCCUAGAAAAAAAAAUUAAUAUUUCCAAAAAUUUAUACUACGUAAGCUGUAAUAGGCAAUCAUAAGAACUAUGUUCACGAUAUACUUCGAACACGAAUGUGACGAACUGCACCUGUAGACAACUGUAAAGAGAUAACUUAAUUCUCCCUGCGUCAUCUUGUCGAAAAUUCGGUCGAAUGCAAUGGCAACGUUCAGUAGCUGUGCCCCUUAUCGCUUGAAUUUGCUAUAGAAGUUGUAAUUAUCACUGAUAGUUCCAUUCCGGUCGCACCGGUCGCACUACAAGACAGCCACUUCCUACUGGAUCCCCAGCCCAUCUUGGGAGUUCCUAUGCAUAACGAAAGCCCCCUGCCGGAAAACUCUCUUCAGACUAUGCGUGACAACUUUCACGUGUUGCUCGUUCUAUAUCCACUGCGGUAGUGGAAAGUCGUCUGCGGUGACAAAACCGGAUUCUGUCCGUGACAUUCCACUUUCACUACCGAAAGCAACCGAUAAGGGAAAUACCCAAAACGGAAUAUGCCUUUCGCGCAAUUGGUUCGAGAGCAUCAGUUGAUUCUGUGUAACAACGAGUGAUUGCAGUGUUCAGUAAUCGUUAGCAAAUUACUAAUUGCGUACCGUUUGCAGCGUCAUAAAACGAUGCAACACUUCCCUGAGACAUAUCGGAUCCGAAGUUAGCAUUUUCCUCGGCUAUAUCGCACAUUUACUUCUGAUAUGUUUUCCUUAAUUAGUUUACGGGAAACAUCUGCAUGCAGACCAGUUACAGGAGCCAGUAGCAUUAAGUCACAGUAGUAUAUCUACCGAAAGAUAGCGCAAAUACUUACACAGUUUUCGGCGCUUUACUGGUUUUUCGUUACCAUAUCAAGAACUGGUAUUUCUCCGUUAAGUAACACAUAUGUUGUGGAAUCCAAAUCGCGUAAAAUAAAAUAAUCUUUACUGGCAACUGGCUAUGGCAUCCACAGGGAAGACCGCUAAUGUACUAUUAAAAUAUCACUGCCGACGCGGAAGUUUGUCACCUCCGAUUCAGAGGUCUUUCACCGUAAAUUAGGAAUAGAUACUGUACAAACAAGAGUCCUGGCUCAGACCUGAUGAAUCGUUUAGAGGUCGCAAAAAGGUACAAGUUGCUUCACAUAGCUACUACAGAGUCCUAUGACUUAGGAAUAUUUAAAGACUAAAGAGAGUGAAAGAGCACGAAUACCAGAUUCAGAACUGAGAUAACGAAAAAUAAACUGUCAUAGAAAAUGAAAGGAACCCUCAAAAACCAUGUGCAUAAACACAAUAGCGUGUGAUUAUCCACUGAAGCAGUGAGUAUAACAGCUCCAUCGCCGUUACUUGGUCAAUGAGGAGAUUCAACACUGGGAUCUAAACGUCAGUGGGAAGUGUUUUAUCCAAUUACAGCGCCGUGUAACCAUCAAGAAGUAGUCAUUACUGAUGCUCAUUUGCACUGAUGAUUUACUGUCUUUGCUUUAAUGACGCAUACAGGUGUAAACACAAAAAUAAUUGAGGGCAAAAAGUGGCGCAUGCCGGAUAUAGCCAAAGCAUAAACUAUAAUGAUCAAACACACCGAUGAGUGUGAAAUAACAGUGUGGCCUACCUAAGCUCACCGCAACGUCAGUUGUUCAGAAGAAUAUUGCGUUUUCUUUUAUUAGUAGAACAAUAUUUUAAUCAAAAUAUAAUAUUUGCGCGCUAGUAAUGCUGUGAGAUCUGUGGGGAGCGAACUGCCGGUUUUGAUUUGAUAAGCAUUGAAGUGCCUCAUAUAACUGAUCUCUGCAGAUAGCUACCCUUACCAGCUGGUGUAUGUCUAAAGCAUCUGCCUUGUGAGGCGUUACAUACACAGAAUUCACUUUAAAAGACAGGUUGUGAUUAUUAGCUAGCCGAGUCUGUGAUGACGCCCUGCACUGAGACUUUCCUGCCUGUCGCACGCACAACACGUCUCUUCACAUUGCACACAUCUUCAUAAGCAGCAAAGAACAGCUUUCUGAGUAGAGGCACCACGAGAGAGCUCUUUACAGAGGCUUUCCGGCCCCUCUAUGUCUGUCUGUUGUUCUGUAUUAUUCUCUGCUAUUUUAAUUAUUCCAUUUGCUCAUGAAACAGUAUCAUUGUAUGUUCUGCAUUUAUGUUAUCAUUUUUAUACGUGUUACAUGUAACUGAAUUAUAUAAAAUAAAUAAUAACUGCCAGAAAA
This is a messenger RNA of Schistocerca cancellata (South American locust), 3323 nucleotides long. Its product is annotated as alpha-tocopherol transfer protein-like. Gene Ontology annotation, molecular function: phosphatidylinositol bisphosphate binding. NCBI's taxonomy places the organism in Eukaryota, Metazoa, Arthropoda, Insecta, Orthoptera, Acrididae. The record is from RefSeq and is a predicted model, not a curated record. The coding region runs from base 16 to 1074 and encodes 352 amino acids. Gene Ontology annotation, cellular component: membrane. The transcript has 7 exons.